AUGGUUUAUCCAUCUUCCGUUGACAAAAAUUCUCAGGACCUUACUACCGCUCUACAUGACUGCGUAGAAGAGCUUGAGACGCUGCAAAAAUCCAAUGACCAACUUAAAGCAGAGAUCACACGGCUACAAGCUAUCAUUACGGGGCUAGUAGACCCUCAAGAGCUUGAUGUACUCCUACAAACCAUCGAACAACUGAGAGAGCAGCUUGAGGCGCUCCAAGAAUCCAUCGAUCGACUCCAGGCAGAGCUUGAGGCACUCAAAGAAUCCAACGACCAACACAGGGUAGAACUUGACGUUCUCCGGCAAUCCAACGAUCAACUCAGGGCAGAACUUGAGGCUUUCCGGCGAUCCAACCAUUAUCUCAGAGCAGAGCUUGAGACGCUCCAACAAUCCAACGAUCAACUCAAGAAAGAGAUCGCACAACUGCAAGCUACCAUUGGGAGUCUAUUAGAACCUCAGGAGGUUGACAUACUCCUGCGUUCCAUCCAUCAACUGACGGGGGAGCAUGAGACGCUCCGGAAAUCCAACGAUCAACUUAAAGCACAGCUUGAGCCACUCCAACAAUCUAACGACCAAUACAGGGUAGAGCUUGACACUCUCCGACAAUCCAAUAACCAGCUCAAGACAGAGCUCCAACAGCUGAAAUCUACCACGAGGGAGGUUAAGAAACCAUUAGGUUUCGUUAUUGGAUCUUUCCACACCGACGACAUACGCCCCAGAAACCGUCCAGAGCAAAAGUGCUCAAAGGAAAUUAUCUUCGAAACUCCCUACCCAGAGAAACCCACCAGCGUGCUUCUAGGGCUCACUGAUAUAGAUGUCGCGAAUUGGGAGCAUGUCCGGAUCUAUUCCCACACUAGCAACAUACUGAAUGACCGGUUCACAGUUCACUUGGACACUUGGGAGGUGGCAAACUUACAUGGUUGUGGUUGCGCGUGGUUGGAAAUUGCAGCAGAUCAUGAUCCGGACUUACGAUUUGGAGCCGUGGCAUGGGGCCAGCCCUGGACGACGGUGAUGGAGCGCUUCACACGGAGAGUCUCUUUCGAGCAUGAGUAUCCUUUCCCACCGGUGGUGGUGGUGUGGCUAAGUGCUCUUGCCAUGGACAAGAGGACAGACUGGCGGGUGAAGACCUAUGUUUCUCAAGUCACCACGACUGGCUUCACCCUCCACAUCGACACUUGGGGGGAUUCUAAUUUGUACGGUGCCGAGUCCACAUGGCUUGCCUAUCCAGCAGAUACGCCAAGAAUAUUGAGUGGCAGUUACAAUACACUGCAGGUACGAUUGUCGCACCCAGCACGACAGGUAACUACCGGGACUGUUGACUUUGGUAAUACCUUUCAAACGACGCCCCGCGUUUUUGUGGCCUUGAAUUAUAUCGAUAUGGAUCAUGUUCGUAAUCUGCGGUUCUUCAUGAGACAAGUUGUGGUCGAUCGAUCGAAGAUGGAUUGGAGUCUUAAUACUUGGGAGGAUAGUAUCUUGUAUGCUGCAGGCGCUUCUUACAUUGCUAUGGAGUAG
Molecule: messenger RNA, 1512 nt
Organism: Morchella importuna
Lineage: Eukaryota; Fungi; Ascomycota; Pezizomycetes; Pezizales; Morchellaceae
Exons: 1
Coding region: 1-1512 (503 amino acids)
Biological process (GO): cell-cell adhesion
Cellular component (GO): protein complex involved in cell adhesion; cell surface; phagocytic vesicle
Molecular function (GO): N-acetylgalactosamine binding; oligosaccharide binding; polysaccharide binding
Source: RefSeq, a predicted model, not a curated record